Molecule: messenger RNA, 2631 nt
Organism: Didymodactylos carnosus
Lineage: Eukaryota; Metazoa; Rotifera; Eurotatoria; Philodinida; Philodinidae
Source: the annotation of a GenBank genome assembly
AUGCAAUUGCGGAAUCUUUGGUGGACGUUUUUACUCUUCAUAUUCGGACAACUUGAUGUACAUUAUGUCAGGACAACUUGGCCCUCAUCAAACUCUUCUAGUAUUAUACAACUAUUGGGCCUUUUUCAAGAUAAAGUGAAUGAUUCUGAGCCUACCGAAUUGUCUGUUCAGUCUCGCGCUAUGUUCAAAGCAGCAGUCUUGCUUUCUCAACAAUAUAAUAUAACAAUUGAAGGACAAUUCAUAGAACGGCAAGUAGCACAAACCGGUGGCAAUGCAAUAGAUGCUGUUAGUAGUACGUGUCAGGUAAUAUCUGCUUCUAACAUUGUUGGUAUUGUGGGUCCAGGAUUAUCAAGAGAAACGCCCAUUAUUGCUGAUUUUGCAGAAAGAGUUGGUAUUCCUGUUAUAUCAUAUAGUGCAACUGAUCCUGAUUUUUCUGAUCGAAAUGCCUAUCCUGCUUUUUAUCGCACAGUUCCUUCAGAUAAUGCAGCGGCAUCAGCAAUUGUAAAACUAUUUAUUCGAUUUAACUGGACUUCAUGCAUAAUUAUUUAUCAAAAUGAUGCAUUUGGAUCUGAUGGUGCAAGAGUAAUAAAUGAGGCAUUUAUUAACAAUCGUUUGAUAGUCACAGAUAUGGUAGUAUUUGAUAUUGCAACACUUAGUAUUCGAGAUGAUUUGAAAAACUCGUUAAGCAGUAGUUCAACACGAAUUGUACUAUUAUGGGCUGAGUCAACUUAUACAUCUUUAAUUUUACAAAAUGCACUUGAUUCUGAUGUACUUGGUCCACAUUUCACGUGGAUAUUAAGUUCAAAUGUUCCGUUAAACUCUUUUAAUCAAACAUUUUAUCAAAAGUUAAUUGGAAUGCUCACUGUUGAACCUACAACAGCAAGUGUAGUUGGUGCACCAAUCAAUACAACAUUAUUAAAUGCAGCAUAUAAUAUCUGGCAACAGUAUGAGCCUGAAACAUUUCCUGGAUCGACAAAGGUAAAUUAUUAUGCACUAUUUGCAUUUGAUGCAACUUGGUUAUUGAUUCAAUCCUUACAACAACUUUGUUCAACAACUACUAAUAGUUCUUCGUCAUGUAUAUUAUUUGACGGCUCUUCAUUCUGUUUUGAUCUUCGUUUUCUCAAUUUCAAUUUAUUUUUUGAUAUAAUUACUAAUAUGACAUUUCUUGGUGUAUCUGGUCCUAUACAAUUUAAUGUUAAUGUAACAGAUCGAAUAAAGGGUAGUUAUUAUUUUGCACAAAACUCUCAAUCUUCUUCAGAUGGAGUAAAUUUCGUGCCAGUAUUGGCCUAUUCUGAUCAUGAUAACUGGCAACAGUAUGCAGGAGCAAAUGCGAUUAUCUGGCCAGGUAGUUCAUUAGUACCUCCUACUGGUAGUGCAAAACUUGAUGGUGUAAGUUUACGAAUUGGUGUAAUUCAAUCAGUUCCAUUCACAGUAAUUACCAGUGUAACAGAUGAAUUUGGACAGAAUACAGUAAAGUUAACUGGUUAUAUACCGGAUCUUAUUAAUCUUUUACAAAAUAGAAUAGGAUUUAUUCCAAAUAUUUUAAUAGCACCAUCAAAUCAAACCUAUGAUGCAUUAGUCAAAGCAGUAGCAGAUGGCGUUUAUGAUGUAGUGAUAGGUGAUGUGACAAUUACUGCGAAAAGAAGACUAAUCGUUGAUUUUUCAAGUUCAAUAUUUGAUAAUUCUUUACGUAUAAUUAUUCGAAAACCUUCCGGUGUUAGUGUCGAUCUCUUAGCGUUCUUGAAACCAUUCUCACCUAAUCUCUGGUUAUUGAUCCUAGGUGCUACUGUAUAUGCUGGUAUCUUAAUCUGCCUAUUAGAGAGAGGAGAAAAUGAAGCAUUACAAAAUAAAUCAAUAAUUUCUGUAUGUGCAAUGAGUGUGUGGUAUUCUUUUGGCAAUCUUGUGGGAUACGGUGCGGAUUUUGAUGCUCGCACAGCUGCUGGACGGUUAUUAACUGUUGGUUUAUAUAUGUUAAGUAUAGUAUUAGUGGCAUCGUAUACUGCAAACUUAGCAUCUGAUCUAACACUAUCAAAAUCGCAGAGUGUUAUUUCUGGAAUUGAUGAUAUUAAACGUGGAAAAAUACCAUUUAAUCGUAUUGGUAUUCGUGUGGGUACAGCCAUGGAAGAUUAUUAUUUAGCAGAAAUCUCUAACAAUAUUCCAAAUUAUUUUGCAAUACUCGGUGCAAAUACUCAACAACAAGUAUCUGAUGAUUUAUUAGAUGGUAUAAUCGAUGCAUCUUUUAUGGAUAUUGGUGCUGCAGAAUAUAUAACUAAUAAUAUAUAUUGCAAUUUAACUUUGGUUGGUGAUGAUUUUGAUGAAGGUGCAUUUGGUAUUGUUACACCUAAACAAUGGGUAUAUGCACAAGAUUUAGAUGUUAAUAUAUUAUCCUUGAGAGAAUCAGAUGACCUUAACAAUUUGAAAGUAAAAUGGUUUCAAACACAGAAUUGUCCUGAUUCAUCUGAAACAUCCUCUGCGAUGGGAAUUGAAUCACUGGUUGGAUUAUUUUUUAUCUUUGCAGUGAUUAGUGUUCUAUCAUUAUUAUUAUUUGCGUGGAAGAAACGACAUGUUAUAAAAAAUUAUCUAUUUACAAUCCUACUAAAAAUUCGUCAGCCAAAAAGAAGGAUUCUAUGA